Messenger RNA from Paramecium primaurelia, 693 nucleotides. Lineage: Eukaryota; Ciliophora; Oligohymenophorea; Peniculida; Parameciidae. The record is from the annotation of a GenBank genome assembly.
AUGAAAGAAUUAGAAGUUAAUUCUGAUUAAGAUGCUAAAUAUUAAAUAAUGUUAUGUAAAAUAUCAUUAUAUAUAUUAGAUAAACAAAGACAAGAAUAAAUUUAAAAUGCUUCAAAAUUUGAAUUAGUUUUUAAUAAUAAUCUUUCAAAUUGUUAUGAGGAAUUAUCUCAUAUUUCUGAAUAGAAAUUAAAAUUAUUAGGGAAAGAUAAUGAUCCAUCUAAAGUUUAAUUUUUAAAAUUUGAGGAUCAAGUUUAAACUAAUUUUCAUGGAUAAUCAAAAUCUUUUACUUAAGAUCUUAAUUCACCUACUAAAAAAAAUCUUAAAUUUUUUAGUAAAUUAGAUCCUGUUGAAAUUGAAAAUUAAAUGAAUAGAAUGAAAGAAUUUAAAUAAGAGACUGAUAUUUUAAAAUUCUUUUCUUCAUUCAAUAAUCAAUAUGAUAAAGAAGUAUAGAUAUUUAUAUAUAUAUUUUAAAAGGUUAAUUAAUGUAAUUUAGAUUAUCCUACUGAAAAAGAUAGAUACUUUUCUAUGGAUUUUUAAAGAGGAUUCUUACCAAAAACAAUACAUAGACGCAAAAGGGCUAAGAAGAAAAGCACAAAAAUAGUUAUUAAUACUUAUAGAGUGGAUCCAAAGAAAUUAGAUUAAGUUUAAGCUUAAACAGAAAAAAUAAAGCAAGUUGGUUAAUUUUUAUUGUGA